UAAUCUAAACGUACACCCAGUCGGGUUAGUCACGUCGCGUCGCGCGGCCCGAGCCGAUUCGAAUUCCAAAUUCAAAUUUUGAAAUGUUCGAAAUGUGAGUGGACCUACAGUGGACCUUGUGACUUUGAACCAGAUAAUGUCAUUAACUAGAUGAUAAGAGUGUUCAAAUGUCUCAAAUUCUGGACCACAAUGCGCCGAAGUAAAACAAAAUGGCGCUAAUCGAAUGUGAGUUACGAGAAAAGCGCGCGCGGGAUGAUUCGAAAUUCAAAAAUAGAACAUCCAUCGCAAAACGGAAAUGGGGGACGGAUGUUUGGUUCCUGUUAGUGAUCUUUGUUACCGGUUGCCAUGGUUACGAGGAACAGAGGUUCGCGAUGGAGCCACAAGAUCAGAGCGCGAUCGUUGGCUCCCGAGUAACGCUACCAUGCCGAGUUGAGCAUAAGGCUGGGACCCUUCAAUGGACCAAAGAUGACUUUGGGCUCGGAACCCAUAGGAAUUUGAGCGGCUAUGAACGAUACUCCAUGAUUGGGAGUGAUGAAGAAGGUGACUAUUCUUUGGAUAUUCGCGACCUGACAUUAGAAGACGAUGGCAAUUAUCAGUGCCAAGUUAGUUCGGGACUUAAUGGUGUUCCAGCAAUUAGGUCAAGAUACGCUCAUCUCACAGUAUUAGUGGCACCAGAUCCACCAAGGAUACUUCAAGGAGCUUUCAUAGAUGCGACAGAGAAUCAGCCAGUUGACAUCGAAUGUGUGUCUGAAGGUGGAAAACCAGCUGCUGAGAUAACAUGGGUUGAUGGUAACCAGAAUGUGAUCAGGAACGGCGUCGAGAAUAAGGUCGAACAGCUGCCAGACGAACAAAGAUAUAGGACGAGGUCACUAUUGCGGUUGAUACCGAGUAUAGCCCACCACAAUCAAACAUUGACUUGCCAAGCUCAGAAUACAGCAGACCGAGCAUACCGAAUGGCCACUAUACACAUUGAAGUGAAAUACGCACCAAAAAUAAACGUAAGCAUAAAGUAUGGUGCUGUAAAUGGCAAAUUUCCAGAAGGUUCCGAGGCCAGAUUUCGUUGUCUGGCUGAUGCGAACCCUGCUGCCCAGGUGUAUCGCUGGUACAUCAACAACAACCCUGUUAUUGGGGACUAUGCCGAUGAAAUGAUAAUUUUCAACGUGUCCCGAAAGCAUAAUAAGGCGGUUGUAAAAUGUGAAGUUAGCAAUUCCGUCGGGAAAAAUGAGGCUUCGCUGACUUUAAAUGUCACUUAUCCUCCAUCAUUUAGGACCCGACCUCGGAACAUAGAAGCUGAGAUCGGUUCGAGUGUAACCCUAAGCUGUGACGUGGAUGGGCAGCCUCAACCGGAAAUCCGUUGGCUAUUUCAUGAACCAGCUCGCAUCGGGCAGGUUAAGGGGAAAGCUCCUAACUUGAAGGUGUUUGUGGAGGAGGCAACAGCUGGACGCUACAUCUGUAAAGCCAGUGUAGAAGGUUACCCUGAGAUUGAGAGCGAAGCAACUAUAUUUAUCAAAGGUCAACCAAAGAUAUUAUCGAACAGGACUCAAGUAGGGUCUGAGGGCGAGACAGUGUCCAUAGAAUGUGAAGCACUCUCAGUUCCCAAACCAGAUGACAUAAGAUGGUACUUUGAAGGGAAAGAGAUUAAUUUCAUACAAGACCCCGACUACGCAACGAAACUAGACGAAUCAUCGGACGGAGUUGUAAAGUCGAGUUUAGUAAUUCGACAGAGCCAGUCCAAACACUACGGAAUGUACAAUUGCAGUGUGACCAACGAAUACGGCAAUGCUAAUGCCGCUAUAACACUAAAACCACUCAAAACAUUGCCCCUAUUUAUAAUAAUAACGGGAGUGACAUCAGGUAUCAUAUUCUUCUCUGCCUUCAUUGUGCUCGUAGUACUUUGCCACAGGCGGAGAAGACAGAAGACACAGAUUAACGAAAAACCAGAUGUGACAGUGACAGGUGAUCCAUAUAACAAAGAAAGUGAUAGAAGCUCGAAUAUCAGUGACUUGAAAUUACAAUUGCCUCAGGGCGACAGUUAUGAUUUGGAGUACACCAGUUCCGAUCGUUCGGAUUCAAAGAAUCCCAACGGUUUGCCGCUGGCUGGACCAGUAGCACUCCCAACGAUACGACACGAUGAUCCGAUGUUGCAAUUCCGUUAUAGCAACGAUUAUUCUGACCAAAGUUACGGAGACCAUUACUUUAAAAACCCAGGUGCUUACGUAUACGACUACCCGCAAGGAUAUGUGCCGCCUCCACAUUUGAGAGUGCAAUCGCCACCACAACUUGAUGUGCCGUCGACGAGGUCUCUACAAGGCUCGCUGACGCGCAGCAUCGACACGGCAUCAACGUUGCCGCUGUCAAACGGCAACGGAUCGCAGAAUAAUUCAUUGCAACGUCCUAAACCGGAAGCAACGGACGCUAUCAAUAAUUUAGGACUGCCCGUCGGCGGGGAAGGUCCACAAGUGCCAGUGCCCCCACAGACGGGUAAAACCGGGGUAGAUUUGCGGUACGCCGCCACUUACGGCAACCCGUACCUUAGAAAUAGUUCACUUGGUUACCCCGUACAUACAGCAAAGCCUGGAUCGACGCCUGCGCCGCCGCCAUACUCAGCAAUAAGAAAUUCCCAGCACAUGCCGUCAGGUACAUAAUGGGUACAUAAUAGGUGAUGUGCACCAAGCGACGCAUGUAUAGCAGGAAAGCCGCUUAGUGUAGAAAUGACACAAGUGAAAAGUGAUAGUGACUUUGACAGUUCUUGAUUUGUAAAAAAUAAGUUAGGCUAGUAUUAGUCUUGAACUUUUUACUCGAGGAGACGAUGUCAGCUGCCAUAAAGGUUAUAUCCAGCUUGAUUUAUGGUUUACAACACUAAUGGUAACCAUUGACCAGUCUGUAUUUUCAAUAUGUUGUUGUUGGAUUAUAGGCCGGCAACGCACUGGCAGCUCUAUGGUAAUGUGAUUGUCUAUGGGCGGCGGUUAUAUAAAAAAAUCCCGACUACCGAUAAUUUCGAUUAAUUUAAAAAACACAGUUAAAGUAUAGUAUACUCUCAUAGUCAAUGUCAUAACUUUGUGAAUUUAAGAUUUGAUGGUUAAACAAAAUUUCAUUGAUUUUGCGAGGAAAACAGCGUUACAAGUCUAGUUCCAGAAUUAGAAUCUACACGAAAUUUUGAUUCAAUAAGGAGACUUUGAAAUAUAGUAGCUUUUUGUAAUAUAUUAUGUUCCUAAAUGCGACUGAAUGUAAAUAUUAGUAUAAGUGUAUAAAAUGUAUAAAACCGGUUCGUGCAUGCUUUAAUUACAGUAGAUAAAUAAUGACGUGUAAGAGACGAAUCUAAAAUGACGGCGCAAGACAUGAUUGGAUUCGUUUUUUAGCGACGCGACUUAUAAUAUCGUUUUAUAGUUUUUAUUAUACCAAUUGUAUAAUCCAUUUGCUAUUUAAUGAAUUUAAUAAAAUGUAUCAAUUAGACCAUUUUAUAUAUGAUAUCAAAUCGAGAAGCAGAGUUAUUUAUUAGCUAAUCUGAAAUAGUAAAGUUGUUUUUCACGCAUUUAUGUAGAAGGAUGUCUUCAAAGAUGCAUUUAAUGAAAAUAUUUGUCUAAUUUUCUUACGCAACCAACGAACGAACGAAAAAUUAAAUACUGUGAUAAAAUUAGAUAAAAGUAUUUCGAAUUAUGGUCAGUUUAAUUUUUUAUUAUGUAUGUUAAAGGUGAUUAAAAUGCAUGUUAGAUAUUGCAUGCAGUUUUGACAUUUCUUUGUUUUUCAAUAAAUACGAUGACACCAUA
Molecule: messenger RNA, 3767 nt
Organism: Pieris napi
Lineage: Eukaryota; Metazoa; Arthropoda; Insecta; Lepidoptera; Pieridae
Product: irregular chiasm C-roughest protein-like
Exons: 20
Coding region: 210-2645 (811 amino acids)
Biological process (GO): cell-cell adhesion
Cellular component (GO): cell-cell junction
Molecular function (GO): cell adhesion molecule binding
Source: RefSeq, a predicted model, not a curated record